CUCGGUGCUUUCACCGGGCGCGUCCAGCGCUGCUGGACGGCCGGAUAGCUGACGGACGGAGCAAGCAGGAAGCGUCCCGACGCCGCGGCUGACCCAGCCGGGUCACCGCCAGGCGGAACUUGAACUUGCCGCCCGUCGCUCCCUUUCCACCUUUGCCGGGGGGGUGCUGCGCGUCUGCUGCAAAGCCAGCCUGCUUCACAGCCAGCCGACACUCGGCCAGCAUGGCCCGCCUCUCCCGGUGCAUCUUCCUGGGCCCGCUCCUGAUCCUCCUGACCGCGGCGCCAGAACCGGCGGACGCUGCCUCCCGCUUCGAGCUCCGGCUUCGGCGCUUCGUCACCGACGGCACCGACGCCCGCGGCGAGUGCUGCGGGGGUCUGUGCCCCGGCGCGUGUCGCGUGUUCAUGCGCAGCUGCCUGGCCCGGCCGCGGGACUCGGCCUGCUCCAUGGGCCUGCUGGUGUCGCCCGUCGUGGCCAACAACAGCAUGCCGCCGGGCUUCGUGCUCGCGCAGAACUUCACCUUCCGCAUGGCGUGGCCGGGUCGCUUCAGGCUCACCAUCGAAGCAUGGCACACCCAGAACGGAACUGUGCCCCCGGAAGGCGCCUUUCGGCGGGACCACCGGACGCGGCGUCCCCUGGUGGACCGGUUCCGAAGCCUGGGCGCCUCCGAGUGGUUCCUCCAGCUGGCCAGCCGCGUCCUGGACAUUCCGGAACGUUGGAUCCAGCGACGCACCGACGACCAACACAACCCGGAGCUGGGUUCGCUGGUGCGGCGCUUCGCGCUGCACGAGUUCCUAGCCGUGGGCGUUGCCUGGCAGCACCGUAGCUUCCCGGGGCUCGAGGUCGACUACAGGGUCACGUGCGUCGAAGGUUACGCGGGCGCGAACUGCAGCGAGCGCUGCCCAGGGCCCAACGAGAAAGUUGCCCGGUUCCGCUGCCUCGAGGGCGGGGCCAAGCAGUGCAUGGACGGCUGGGCGGGCGCCGAGUGCGAGCGGCCCGUGUGUGCCGAGGGCUGCGACGCCGAGCACGGGUUCUGCGAGAAGCCCGGCGAGUGCCUGUGCCGCAUGGGUUGGGAAGGAAGCCGCUGCGACCGCUGCACGCCCAUGCCCGGAUGCGUGCACGGCGCGUGCAACGCGAGCUUCGAGUGCAACUGUCUGCCCGGCUGGGACGGCUUCUUCUGCAACCGCCCCAUGUGUGGUCAAGGAUGUCAUGCAACCCGGGGCUACUGCGAGAAGCCAGGACAGUGCAGCUGCCGGUUCGGUUGGCAGGGCCCCAAGUGCGACGAGUGCAAGCCCCUGCCGGGUUGCCUGCACGGACGCUGCACCAAGCCGCUCGAGUGCGUCUGCGAGCCAGGCUGGACGGGCAUCUUCUGCCACAUUCCGGUGUGCUCGCCCAAAUGCCAUCACGAGCACGGUUACUGCGCGCGGCCGAACGAGUGCCGAUGCCGGGUCGGUUGGAUGGGCGAGAACUGCAGCCAGUGCUGUCCGUACCCGGGUUGCCGCCACGGCUCGUGCAACAAGCCCUGGGAAUGCACCUGCGAGCCAGGCUGGGGCGGAAUGCUGUGUGACAAGCCUCUUCCAGCCGCGUGCGAGGCGACCGACCCGCCACCAUGCGCCGAGGGUAGCACGUGCAUCGACAUGCCAGACGGCGGCUUCAAGUGCGCCUGUCCAGAGGGCGCGCAGGCGUCAAAUUGCACUGCCGCCACCUCGGAUCGGCGUGUCACGAUGCUACGGUAGCGCCACCACAAGGCGGCGGUGAUGUUGUGAAGCGUGUGUGCCUUAUUAUUUAUUGUUUGGGGGGAAAUAGAUUGUAAAUACAGCGGCGUCGAUGUCUGACACUUGCUUUACUGAUCUGUCCGAUCAGUUAAGCAGCCAGUCAUAGACGCAAAAAUUCUCAGUCGACCAAUAUUUCAUCAGUCGCACGAACACACAGCCUGCUUGUUCCAUCUGCGAAGUUGCUUUUCGGCUGUCCGACCAACUUAUCAAACAAUCAAUCUAUCCACCUGUCAUCAGCCAAUCAACCAUUCAGUUACGUUUGUCAUUGAUACUGCGCAAAUCUCCGGCACUAUAGGUGGCAGAAAUACACUUCACUGCGUUUUUGCCGCUUUGUGUGCUCCAGCCACUCCUACAACAAACGCCCACCGUGAUCGUUAGUUCAUUAGACAGUCAUUCUAUAAACCAGUGUAUUAUCUUAGCCGAUCAAACGUCGAUGCACUCAUUUAGUGAGCGUGCCGAUAAUUUAACCGGAAGAUCAACGUGUGAACAUCGCUAAGCCGAUAAAGAUAACAUGCGCUUUAGGUUGUUAAUCUAACUAGGGGUCACUGCGUCGAUCUAUUGAUUAGUAACCCAUGCGAGAACGUCGUUCUCAGCCACAUUAUGUAAAUUCCUCAAUAGGUUAAGGGCUCAUUCACACCGGCGACUGACAGUGGUCGCGCGACCAAGUUGGUCGCAAAGCGACCAGUCGCAAAUGGUCGCAAACGGUCGCCUUUCUUGAAAAGCGACCAUUUUGGGCCAGUCGCUCUCUGCGCGAUUUUUCAGUCGCGCGACCGUGGUCGCAAAACUGAUAAACCAAUCAGCGGCGCACCGGAAGUGAUCUUUCGUGUGUCUACAUCCGGCCUCCUCCGGCGUCGCGUUCAAAUUCCGCGUAGAUUCCGAGAGUUCUCGCUGAGAACGAUAAUCUCCGGGAUUGCGACUUGCGGGUCGCGCUCAGCCGGGCUUGCCGGUGUGAACAUCAGUCGCCUUCGGUCGCUUUUUGAUUGCGAGUCGCAAGUGGUCGCGCGACCUCCUCAAGUCGCCGGUGUGAAUGUGCCCUAACUCUGCAUUCAUUCUACUAAACCUACCAUACGAUCAAACGACCUCGAUCUGCAUAUAAAUGUUCAAUCUGUCAAAAGAACGGUCUAAUCAAAAACAGUGCAUUACAAUACUGCGCUUUUUAAUAUGCAAUAUGAUGUGUCAUCGAUUACUGAAAUUGAGUUAAGACACUUAGAUACAGCCUUAUCGGUCUUAGGUGCACGUUAAAAGGAAUUGAAUAAUAAAGCAGUAUUUUCAAAAUAAAUCUUGAAUACCAUUAACUCCAGCAUGUUUCCAUAAGUGUUUUUUUCCUGGAAUGCUAAACUUAAGACCGAACUAAUUAGUGAACAUUAUAGCUCCGAAUCUUCAUUUCACCAUCGAAUCAUUUCGUGUCUCCAGGCAAAUGAGGCCGUGUAGCUGGCGCUUUCAUGCGGCAAACUGAGCUGUCAUCCUCGCAGCUCAGUUUUAGUAUUAAUAUCUUUCGCGAACGCGAUACUGUUUGUUGAGCCAUUUCCGUGACGUCACGCCGCCCUCGGACGCGUAACGUCUGACAUACGAAGAAGACAAUGCCACGUGGUAAAAAAAAAAGAUUCACCUGAGUUUUAUCUCGCCGCACUUUUUUGUAGCCUCAAGAGAGGAAAGAAAUAUUCGCGCCCAGUAAAACACUGCAUGGCGUCAGCUUACUGGCUGCGCUCGAACCAGCGCACACGUGCCAUCGCGCAACGCUCAUCUGCCAGCAGCGGGAAGCAGAGCGCUGCCGUACCUCCACCAACCCUUGCCGAUUGAGCUUCUAAAACUCUAUCGUUGUAUCAAAUUUAUUUAGCAAUAAAGAAGGCAACGUAAAAUAUCGUAGGAACCCUCGACGCGCCUUGCAGGUUAUGGGGGUGGCCUUGCGGAGUCUUCCUGUGCGCUACGGUACUAAGCUGUGUGCGACAACUUUGAAAAAUAAACAACGAUCGUUAAUCUCUUAUAGCACUCUUCUACGAUAAUUCUUCUAACAAGCAUCAUGAGAUUCGCAUGGAAAGGGCGAGCGACUCCAGUAACGCGUAAAACACGAUUCACGUUAGAUUAAGGAGGUAAUGGAAAAAAGACGCGUGCGGGAAAUGUGUCCUACUGCUUUGGUGAACAUGAUCACGACAUAGUAUAUCCGUGCCAGAACGCCUUCCUUUGCAGCAGCAAGCGCGCGCCUGCAUUCUUGGAUAUAAGCAGUGCGGCAUACUACACAAGCACAUCAUGUAGAGGGACGCUAAUUUCGCACCCACCACACAUUCACUGCGGCAUAUCAGCCGCGUGGUGCAACCAGGCCAGCUUACGUGAGAUACGCGUUAAAACGAAAUGGAAUAAAGAACGCGCAAUCCAUCCGUAAAAACGUUUCGUAAGCGCGAUGAGUGCCAAACAAGCAAACAUGCUGCGCGGGUGCUCGAACGGCCAAACGCUGUGUUGGCCUCGACACGCAGUUGAAGGAACGCAGUGGUCGAGGUUUUUUCUAUCUUGAUAUAUACAGUGGGCCGUCAUUCAUCAUGGGUGGCGAGCGAAUGUUUAGAAGCACGGCAUAACUUCAUUGACAUCUGUGUUCAAAUUUCCCAAGCUAUGUAGUACAGUGUGAUCCACAGCGCGGCGAUGUCGCCGAGCAAAUUCUACGCUGUGACCUGCUUAACAACAAUUGCUGCACCCUGAACUCGUGGAGGUAAUUUGCGCUGCCCAGUUUCGCUGUUCCUUAAAGGCACGAUGAAUAAAUCGAAUAUCGGAGGAGAGAUUCUCUAUCGCUGAAAACGAGGCGAGAUAUGCGGCUAAGCCACGAUUAAUUUCAUGGACCGAGUCCCCGUCUUGUCACAGAUUAUGGCUCAUUUGAGCGGCUAAACAAAAGGAAUUGAGUUCCAAAGCAAACAAAUACUCGUGGCGGAAUCUCAUCGUAGACCCUCUCCCAAAAAAUAAACAAACGAUAACGCUAAAAUAUAGCAAAAUUGGCAACUGACGGGACGCUAUUGGUGCUAUUUCGGCACCGAAUUAAAAAAAUAUACAAAGAGACAUUAAGCAUCGUAUUUUUUAAUAAUGCUGGAGCCUUUUACUCUGAAUGAGCAUAUGGAAAUUUACAACAAAAAGUUUAUUACCAUUGGACUGGUAUAACGUUUGUAUUUAGCGUUCGUUUAAUAUGCAGGUUGUCUCCAGGGUUUCUAACACCACUUCCUUAGCGCUGUUCAAUCAACUGUGAUGCCAUUGUGCACGCGCCUUAUAUUUCUUUCCGAAAUCGAGACCGAAAGCACUUUACUGGAAAUUGGGUUCAUAAAUCUGAACGGAAUUGUGAAAUUCUCGGCUGUCCUUAGCAAUUAACAGUGACAGUUAUAUCUAUAGGUUAUGCUCUAAGAAUAGAACAAUUAAUUAUGAAAUCUAACUCUUCUAUCCCGAUUUAUUGAUAAAUCAUUCUUAUUGCAAAGCUGUUACAAACGACAUUCACUUUAUUGACCUAAGCACAGUGAGCUUGUCGACUAAUCAUGACAGUAGAUGGAACAUCUCAAUCGGCUUUUACGCGAGCAAAAAGAAAUGGAAAGGAACCUCCGCAAUAUGUUUGUUAUAGUAAGGAUCCAAGUUGAUGGCAAAUGUACUUUAACAAAAAAAACGUGAAGCCGCUUAUUUAUGCGCCUCUGAAUUACAAAAUGACUGGCAUUAAAACAUGUGGCAAACAAAAGAAAACCUGUUUGUGACAUGCUUCUCAACUGCGCUGUUCAUGUCGACCGCCGCCAUGGCGAGCUACCCCUUCGAAUAGGUGGGUUAGCGUAACGAAGCUUGCAUCUCUGAGCUGUAUGUAUUUAUUAUUUAUUACAAUAAAGAAGCAGUUGCGAAUUUCU
Messenger RNA from Dermacentor andersoni, 5632 nucleotides. RefSeq lists its product as uncharacterized. Lineage: Eukaryota; Metazoa; Arthropoda; Arachnida; Ixodida; Ixodidae. The record is from RefSeq and is a predicted model, not a curated record. Gene Ontology annotation, molecular function: signaling receptor binding; calcium ion binding. Gene Ontology annotation, cellular component: extracellular region; cell surface; membrane. Gene Ontology annotation, biological process: multicellular organism development; Notch signaling pathway; cell communication.